Molecule: messenger RNA, 711 nt
Organism: Aphis gossypii (cotton aphid)
Lineage: Eukaryota; Metazoa; Arthropoda; Insecta; Hemiptera; Aphididae
Exons: 2
Coding region: 1-711 (236 amino acids)
Biological process (GO): protein deubiquitination
Molecular function (GO): cysteine-type deubiquitinase activity
Source: RefSeq, a predicted model, not a curated record
AUGUUAAAUCCAACAGGAAAAAAAAUGUAUAAUAAAAGAGUUGAAUUAAUAUAUCCACAUUUUAAAAGCACACUUUUAGUUGGAGGUAUACAACUUAUAGAUGUGACAGAUACAGCAUCUAGUAUAACCAAUAAACUUUUCAAAGAAUUGCCAUCUAUAACACGUCAUAUAAAUUGUACUAAUGAACUUUGUGAAAAAUAUAUGAAAAAAACAGUUUUGUCAUCAACUGUAAUAUCAAUAAACGUGUAUGAUGAAAAAAUUGAUGUACAAAAUGAAAUAGAAAAUAUAAUUAAUUCAGAUGAGAUAUGUGAAUCUUGUGACACUAAGAAAAAUUCAGUUAUAACACUAGGAGAAUAUUUAAUUAUUGAACUUAACUCAAUGCCAGCAGGAUUUUACGCUGAUACAAGUAAAGAUAUUGAAAGUGCACCACUAGAUACAAUCAAUCAAAAUUAUGUGACGCCUUUCAAAAUGCGUCUCGAAAAUGUUACAAAAAAAAUCGUAAUUAACAAAAAAGAAUACAAGAUUAGAGGGAUUGUUGCAUUCAGUUCACCAACAAGAGGAAACCUUAGGUUUAAUACAACUGGUCACUAUACUACGUAUGCAUAUAGGUCUAAUGACAGAUGGGAGUUAUAUGAUGACUGUAAAGAAAAAGUUUUAAAAGUAAACCAGCGAUGUGAAGUUAAUAUUGAAUUAAUUAUAUUUACACUUUAA